AUGGCGUCGCUCGAUGCAUCUCGACUGAGGCUUACUCGUGCUUCAGUCCUACGCCCAGUUCCCGAUCCCGAGUCUUCUGAGCUGUGGGCACAGAAUAUUGCCACCGACCAUAUGGCUACGUGUCGCUGGACAGUAGAUGAGGGCUGGGAAGAUCCAGAGAUCAAGCCUUUCAGUGACUUCUCCAUCUCGCCUCUCGCCUCAUGUGUACACUAUGCUACGCAAUGUUUCGAAGGCAUGAAGGUGUAUCGCGGGCUUGACAACCGUCUCAGGCUCUUUAGGCCGGACCGAAACGCAAAGCGCCUGGCUACGAGCGCGGAAAGGGUUUCACUGCCAACAUUUGAUACUGAACAACUUGUUGAGUUAAUUAAAGCUUUAGUUCGUGUUGAUGCACCAAGAUGGCUGCCAAAACCUGGCAAUUUUCGCUAUAUUCGACCUGCACUAAUUGGGACCGGGCGCCAGCUUGGAGUGCAGGUUCCCAAAGAAGCGCUCUUGUUCAUAAUCAUCGUUUGCUGGCCUGACUUCUCUACGGAAUCGCCUCCGGGCGUUGAGCCCAGAUCUGACCUGCGGCUCCUCACAUCCCGAAGUGACACUAUCAGGGCGUGGCCUGGUGGAUUUGGCCAUGUUAAAGUCGGAGCCAACUAUGGCCCCAGCUUUGCAUCGCACUGUGAGGCACAGCGCGCAGGAUAUGACCAGAUUCUGUGGUUAUUCGGAGAGGACGGUCAAGUUACUGAAGCUGGGGCUAGCAACUUUUUUGCUGUUGUUAAGGAUGGACGCACCGCAACUCCCAAGCUGCUGACAGCAUCGCUGACUUAUCCUUGA
Aspergillus chevalieri is the source of this 819-nucleotide messenger RNA. RefSeq lists its product as uncharacterized. Gene Ontology annotation, molecular function: branched-chain-amino-acid:2-oxoglutarate transaminase activity. Bases 1 to 819 code for a protein of 272 amino acids. Gene Ontology annotation, biological process: L-leucine biosynthetic process; L-valine biosynthetic process. The transcript has 2 exons. Gene Ontology annotation, cellular component: mitochondrion. The record is from RefSeq and is a predicted model, not a curated record. Lineage: Eukaryota; Fungi; Ascomycota; Eurotiomycetes; Eurotiales; Aspergillaceae.